UGUAAAAAAUCUCACGCAAAUACACGUGCGUGCGAUUUAUUUUUUCUUGUAUUUUCAAUGCAAAUUAAGUAAAAUUAUAUCCAUAAAAUGUCGAAGAAAAUUAAGCAUUUAGUUGUUGAUACAACGGCCUUUAUUAAAGCAGCCAAUUUACAAGAUCUAGCUGAGAACGUUUACACAAUUCAGGAAGUGAUUGAUGAAAUUACAAAUGAUCGUCAGAGAAGAAAACUUGUUGUCUUGCCGUACGACUUGAAAGUGAAGAAUGUGUUUGCUGAAAAUAUCAAAUUUGUCACAGAUUUCUCCAAGAAAACCGGAGACUACACAAGCCUGUCGGCAACAGACAUAAAGGUUAUGGCACUGACUUACCAACUUGAAAAGGAAAUGAUUGGCACGGAACACUUAAAAACUGAGCCUACAAUGCAACGGACUAUAAAGGUAACAGGUCUAGGGGGCUACAAUGGUAACCAGUCUAGUGAAAGUGCACCGAACACUGCUGAAGUUCAAAGCAGUGAAAACAAUGCAGACAAUGAAUCUGAGCCUGUCACUGAAAGCGAUACAAAUACACCAGAUGAUGUUGGUAAUCAGUCCAAAACUGCAGAAGAAACUGAUGAAUUAGCACAAAAAAUUGCAGAGCAAAUGCAAAAUAUCGACUUGAAAGAUGAAGAAGUAGAUAACCUUAUAGUCAAGGUAGAUACAGAUGAAGAAGAGAAUGAAUCAAAUGAAGAAGAAGACUCUGACAGUGAUGGAGGAGACUGGAUAACCCCGGGCAACCUGGCUGAAAAGAAGAAGGAAAUGGACAUGGGAGAAUUUGAAGAUAAAGCUGUAGAAGUUGCCUGUAUCACCUCAGACUUCGCCAUGCAGAAUGUCCUCAAACAAAUAGGUUUAAAUGUUACAGCUAUAGAUGGAAGGAUAAUCAAACAGCUUCGUACCUUUAUUUUUCGCUGCACAACCUGUUUCAAGACAACCAGUGUGAUGACAAAACUGUUUUGUCCCAAAUGUGGCCAUGCCACACUGAAGAAAGUGGGGGUCAGCAUAGAUGAUGAUGGCAACCAGCAUAUCCACAUCAAUGGUCGUAAGCCCUUGUCUGCAAGAGGGAAGAGAUUCAGCUUGCCCACACCCAAAGGUGGACAGCACUUCCAGUACCCAAUCCUCACUGAGGACCAGCAUAUUCAUAAAAGAUUUGCAACCAAAAUGGCCAGGAGCAAAACUAAUGCCUUAGACCCUGACUACAUCGCUGGCUUCUCACCUUUUGUCAUGAAAGAUGUCAACUCAAAGUCUGCGGUUCUGGGAGUCCGAGCCAACAAACAAGAUGUCAAAUACUGGAUGAAAAACUACUCCAAGGGAAAGAAGAAAUAACACUAUUUAUUAUUGUAAAAUAGAAUCUAUUGUCUUAUUAUUAAAAACAACUAUACAUUCA
This is a messenger RNA of Ostrinia nubilalis (European corn borer), 1414 nucleotides long. RefSeq names its product RNA-binding protein NOB1. The record is from RefSeq and is a predicted model, not a curated record. Gene Ontology annotation, cellular component: preribosome, small subunit precursor. Gene Ontology annotation, molecular function: RNA endonuclease activity. The transcript has a single exon. Lineage: Eukaryota; Metazoa; Arthropoda; Insecta; Lepidoptera; Crambidae. Gene Ontology annotation, biological process: ribosomal small subunit biogenesis; maturation of SSU-rRNA. The coding region runs from base 88 to 1353 and encodes 421 amino acids.